Molecule: messenger RNA, 1550 nt
Organism: Cladocopium goreaui
Lineage: Eukaryota; Dinophyceae; Suessiales; Symbiodiniaceae
Source: the annotation of a GenBank genome assembly
GUAUCAAAAAUACCUGGUUGCGGGACGACAUUGGACGAUAUUGGACGACGGGCAAAUCGAUCAAACAUGCUUUCAGCCCAUGGCCGAUCCGGGAACAUUCAGUUGGAGAGGGGAACAUUCGACUGGUGUUCCCAGAUCGAACACAGAUGUUCCUGGAUCGGCCAGUCGAUGUUGCGCAACUGCACAUCCCGCCGUCCAGCUUGCGAACGCUGACGUUCGGAAAAGUCUUCGACGACGAUGUCUCCGAAGUACGCUGGCCUCUGCGAUUGGAGUCUCCGUCUUGCGGGUUUGCUUUCAAUCGUUCUUUGGAUCGGGAUGGAUCGGGUGGCUUUGCCAGCAAGCUUAUACAAGUUUUGCGCACUGGCAGACGGUUCAAUAUGCCCGUCCAGAAAGUCUCGUGGCCCGAGGGACUGCGGGAGCUCUACUUGGGGCAUUGUUUUUGUCAGGACUUGAGCACCGUUGCUUGGCCGUUGGCACUGCGUGCCUUGCACUUGGGCUUUAGCUUUCGCAGCAGCCUCUUGCCAUGGCAUUUGCCUGCCAGCUUGCAGGCAGACUCUGGUUCUGGGCUGCAGCUUCGACCGCACCAUAGCCUCGCUUUGUUUCCCAGCGCCGCGGCAGGAAUUAGCGUUGCUGAGCACGUUCAAAACGAGAGCUAUAGGGCCUUCCUACAAUAUAGACCGCUGCGGGAAUGGAUUGCGCCGCCUGCGCUGCGGGAACUCCACUUUGGCACCUUGUUCGAUCAGCCGCUGGCUGAUGCGCAGCUGCCUGAUACUUUGCAUGCGCUGAUCUUUGGGGCUUCUUUCAGCCAGUGCAUAGACAACGUGCGGCUGCCGCCUCGGUUGGAACAACUUUGCUUUGGCAACAACUUCACCGGCGGCGGCUGUCGCUUGCCGUUCUGUCGCUGGCCCGUCAGCUUGCGACAUCUGCGUGCCAGCAGCUUGUUCUCGCUGACUCCUGGGGCGGCUAACUUGCCAGACGGCCUGACGCACUUGCAUCUGGGGGAUCGUUGCAAGUGGCCCCUGCAAAAAAUCGGUUUGCCGGCGGUAUAUUGCAGCACUUGGGCAUGGGAAAUUCGUCGAGUGAUCAGUCGCUGCAACAUCCGCUGGCCGCGGCGUCUGCAAACUUUGGCCUUUGGCAUGACAUUCAAUAGGCCCUUGCAGGACGUUCUUCUGCCAGCAACGCUCUGCGAGCUUCACUUCGGCAAUCGUUUCGAUCAGGCACUGGAUGGCAUUCGCUGGCCAUCGCAGCUGCGGCUUUUGCAUUUUGGUUCUGACUCCAAUCACUCCCUGGCUUCUGCGAAUCUACCAGACCAACUCGAAACCCUCGUGUUGGGGCGGUUUUUUCAACAGGAUUUAUACGUGCCUUUGCCGCAGUCAUUGUUGCACCUCACCCUUGGCGAAUGCUUUCCGUUGGAACGGCAUCCACUCUUUUGGCGGCCGUACCUUAAGGAACUGAGCACCAAGCGACUGUUUCUCAACGUUCCGGUCGACGCCACCUUCCCGGAGACCUUGCACAAGCUGGAUUGCGAUGGCGACAUUUUGGAAGUGUAG